AUGGCAUUGGAACCAAUUGACUGCACCUCGCACUCCGGAGAGAUCGAGGAGGCGUACUUGAAGGUGGUCCGCGGUACGGACCCGGACACCACAUGGCUGAUUAUUUCACCAAACAGUAAGAAGGAGUACGUUCCGGAGUACACUGGGACGUCGUUCAGCGAGUUUCUGCAGACUUUCGAGGAUGUGAAAGUGCAGUACGGUCUGGCACGCGUGUCGCCUCCAGGGUCCGACGUCGAGAAGCUGAUUCUUGUUGGGUGGUGUCCUGAUUCCGCGCCGAUGAAGUCUCGUGCCUCGUUUGCGAGCAAUUUUGGGACUGUGUCUAAUGGUGUCCUACAGGGCUACCAUGUGCAAGUUACUGCGAGAGAUGAAGAUGAUCUGGACGAGGACGAGCUUUUGCAAAAAAUUUCAAAUGCUGCGGGGGCACGGUACUCGAUCCAGCAAGGUGGUUCAGAGAAGAAACCAGCUUUCAAAAAAACUGUCUCCCCACCAGCGGCAAAACCUACAACCACUGAGCGUGCGAUUCCUUUGAAAAAGACCCCAGUGGUAGCACCUAAACCACAAUCUAAGACUCCUGCCCCUGCCCCUGCCCCUGCCCCUGCCUCUACCGCUAAGGAAACGGAGGACUGGGAUGAGCCGGAAUUGAAGGAGAGGAACCUUGACGAACAGCCACUGGCACGCAACCAGUCAUCGUACAAGCCAAUUGGCAAAAUCGACUUGCAACAAGUCAUUCGCGAGGAGAACGCACGUGAGGAUCCACGUCUUGUGUCCAGCACCUCCAAAAACGGCAACGGUCCUGAAAUGGGGGCCACUGCCGGAUCGAAGGUCGACCCUGAUGCUGAUAUCAAGGCCCUAAAGGAACAAUCGAAGAUGGCACGCGAUAGAGAAAUCAACACAUUCUUGGCUAAGAAGGAUUCAGCAACCCCCGCCUCCACGCCCAGUGUUGUCAAAUCUCCUGCUCCAACCGUAAGGGACGCCUCGACCUCCCCAGUGGACGAUGAGAGGGCAGAGGAUGUCAGCGAGUUGAAAUCAAGGUUUGAAAAGCUGGGCAAAAUGGAGCAACCUACCCAACAAAAACCAGAGUCUCCAAUCCACAAGACUAGUGAACCUCAGAUCAUCCAGCCACAGGUGGGGAGCUUACCGCCCAGAGCUGAUUCGACAAAAAGGUCCACUCCAAUGGGACCACCGGCAGGACGUGGUAUUGCGCUGCCAGGUAUGACCAAAGAAUCGCAAAUGGAUGACGAGGAGAAUGAAGGGGAAAGUGACGGCUGGGAUGAGGAAGAACCAACCCCCGCUUUGCCAUCAAGAAACGUAGCCAAGCCUGAACCAGAAGAGCCAGAAAAACAAGAGAAAGAAAGCACACCAACUCUUCCACCAAGGAAUGUAACCCCACCUGAAGAGGAGGAGGAAAAGCAAGAGGAACAAGAGGGGGAUGAGGAGCAGCAGCAGCAGCAGCAGCAGGAAGAACCCCCACAGUCACAGACCCGCCGUGCAGUUCCUCCUCCUCCACCAAGAAGAGCCGAACCUGAACCUGAACCUGAGGAACAAGCGGCUCCAUGGGCCCUAGCAGAAUAUGACUACGAUGCAGGUGAGGAAAACGAAUUGACCUUCGUGGAGAAGGACAAAAUCAUCAACAUAGAAUUCGUAGACGACGACUGGUGGCUGGGCGAAUUGGAACGUAACGGUGAAAAGGGCCUGUUCCCAUCCAACUACGUAUCUCUACAAAAUUAA
Molecule: messenger RNA, 1728 nt
Organism: Huiozyma naganishii CBS 8797
Lineage: Eukaryota; Fungi; Ascomycota; Saccharomycetes; Saccharomycetales; Saccharomycetaceae
Gene: ABP1
Product: Abp1p
Exons: 1
Coding region: 1-1728 (575 amino acids)
Biological process (GO): regulation of actin filament polymerization
Cellular component (GO): site of polarized growth; cortical actin cytoskeleton; actin filament
Molecular function (GO): actin filament binding
Source: RefSeq, a predicted model, not a curated record